AUGGAAAAUCAAUCUAAUCGUCCGCAUCGACCUGCAAAAGUUAAAAAGAAACAAUCAGGUAGCCAAAAUCCGAAAGCUUUUGCUUUCGCGAAUCCAGGUAGACUCGCAAAAACAGCAGCUCGAUCGCACGAUAUAAAAGAGAAGAGGCUACACGUGCCUCAAGUUGAUCGCAUCCCCGAAGAUCCUCCGCCGCGUCUUGUCGCAAUUGUCGGCCCUCCUGGAGUUGGUAAGACGACUCUUCUAAAGUCCCUUGUAAAACGCUAUGCAAAGGAAACACUAUCUGAACCUCUGGGACCUAUCACUGUCAUAACAUCAAAACGUCAGCGCUUGACAUUUUUAGAAUGUCCCAAUCAACUGGAAGCGAUGGUCGAUAUCUCGAAGGUGGCAGACAUAGUCUUACUUAUGAUUGAUGGUAACUUUGGAUUUGAAAUGGAGACCAUGGAGUUCUUAAAUAUAUUAUCGACAAGCGGCAUGCCCGGAAAUGUUUUUGGAAUUCUAACUCACCUAGAUCUUUUCCAGAAACCGCAGACGCUCAAAGAUGCUAAGAAACGCCUCAAAAAUCGGUUUUGGAGUGAAUUAUACCAGGGAGCCCACUUGUUCUACAUUUCUGGUGUUAUUAAUGGACGCUACCCUGACCGUGAGAUUCAUAACUUGUCACGAUUUAUCUCCGUCAUGAAGAAUUCAAGGCCCUUGAUAUGGCGAAACUCUCAUCCCUAUUCUGUAAUAGACAGUUUCCGAGACAUAACACAUCCCACCAAGAUUGAAGAAGAUCCUAAAUGUGAUCGUACGGUAGUCUUAUCUGGCUACCUCAGAGGGACUAAUUUCGCAGCUCAGGGGCAAAGAGUUCAUAUACCAGGUUUAGGGGACUAUUCUGUAUCUGCUAUCGAAGCUCUACCUGAUCCUUGUCCAACACCAUAUAUGGACCAAACUAUAGCGAAGGCAUCUGGAAAGACUGGAAGAAGGAGACUUGAUGAGAAAGAAAAAAAGCUACACGCUCCCAUGUCAAGCAAAAGUGGGUUAAAGAUAGAUGGGGAUACAAUCUGGAUAACUAGAGAGAAAGGAUUCAAUUUCGACACUGAGGCGCUGGACGAGGACCAUGGUGAAGGUGAAGAGCUGAUAAUUAAUCUCCAGAAAGAAAGAAAACUUCUGGGUCAAACAGAAGAAGGAGUGAAACUCUUCAAAGAUGGAGCCCUCAUUGUAGACAAAGCCGAAUAUAACAAUGUCGGGCGUAAGCAACCACGUUCAGCCCGAUUCUUAGAACUAGAUGACCAUGACCUCAACUCAAGCACUGAACGCGACGGUGCCAAUAUUAAUGAUAUUGAUAACGGAGACUAUAAUGUGGAUUAUGACUCACGGUCUGAUAAUAGCGAUGAACUUUCCUCUGUAGAUGAAACAGAAAUCACACAGGACAAACUUGGGAGAUCAUUUCAAGUGUCUAGAGAUGAUAUCAUAGAAGAAAUGGAAUUUGCCGACAGUGAUUCUGACCUCGGAUCAAUAUCUGGAAAAAGUGUUGAGAUUGAAGAUGAAGAACAAGGAGACUAUCAAGCCUCAUCUGUCCGUUGGAAAAGUAAAAUGAGUUCUGUGCAGAGAUACCACGCUAAAAAACGGUUAUUAUGCUCUAAGGAUUUAUCAAAGCUUAUAUACAAUGAGUCGCUAAGCCCUUCAGAAGUCUCAAGGCGAUGGAGAGGCGAAUUUGAAGAAGAAAAAGAAAGUAACAGCGAUCUCCCUGAACAGGAUGACGAGGAUGUUUUCUUCUCCAAGGCCGAGUUAAAAUCACUGGAUACCAAUGAAGAUAGAGCGAUACCAAUAAUAUCCUAUGAAGAACUGGAAGCUAAGUGGUCGGAUGCAACUAAUCUAGAUGCAUUACGAAGACGUUUCACAGCCACUGAUCUCCUACAGCAUGAACAGUCAAACGGCGAAAGUGAUGAUGAGGGUGACGGGGAAUUUCAUGAUCUAGAAGCUGAUGGAGAAGGAAAACAUGACAAUUUAGAUGUAGAACGAGAGAAGAAUGCUCGGCGCAAAGAAGAACUCAAACUUCGCUUUGAGGCUGAGGAUGAAGAGGGUUUGAACAAUGACAAUGCCAUUUCUCGCCGGAACGGCGUUGAGGACGAAGAAUUUGGAGAGGAUGACUGGUAUGAUGCCCAAAAGGCACAAAUUCAAAAACAGCUCAGCAUCAACAAGGCUGAAUUUGAAAUCUUGGAUGAUAGUCAACGAGUAAAUAUAGAAGGGUUCCGAGCAGGUCAGUACGCAAAGAUUAUUAUUGGAGGAGUCGCAUCUGAGCUUGUUACGAUGUUUGACCCGAAAACUCCGUUGAUUGUAGGUGGCCUCUCCGCUACAGAAGACCGAUUCGGUUUUUUGCAGGUACGUAUCAAGCGCCAUCGAUGGCACAAGAAGAUACUCAAAACAAACGAUCCACUUAUAUUUUCGUUAGGAUGGCGUCGCUUCCAGACGCUUCCUGUUUACUCCAUAUCGGAUUCACGGGUUCGGAACCGGAUGCUGAAGUAUACACCCGAGCACAUGCACUGCUUCGGAACAUUCUACGGACCUCUCAUCGCUCCCAACACAGGCUUCUGUUGUUUUCAAUCUUUCUCAUCCAAAAGUCCAGGAUUCCGCAUUUCAGCAUCUGGUACUGUCCUUCACGUUGAUGAAGUUUCUGAGAUAGUAAAAAAGCUUAAAUUGACCGGUACGCCAUAUAAAAUUUUUAAAAAUACUGCAUUCAUCAAAGACAUGUUCACAUCAUCUGUAGAAAUCGCUAAAUUUGAGGGUGCGGCAAUAAAGACUGUUUCCGGAGUGAGAGGACAGAUCAAGAAAGCGCUCAGCAAACCCGAGGGCCAUUUUCGCGCUACGUUUGAAGAUAAAAUAUUGAUGUCCGACAUAGUCUUUCUACGUACUUGGUAUCCCGUGAAACCACAUCGUUACUUCAAUCCGGUAACGAACCUGAUUGGAUGGAACGGUAUGCGCUUGACGGGUCAGAUACGUAAAGAUGAAGGAUUGCCAACCCCCCAGCUGCGCGAUAGUCAGUACAAACCUAUUGAACGCGUAAAACGUGUCUUUAAUCCGCUUCGAGUCCCUAAGACUCUAGCGGCUGAGCUCCCUUACAAGUCUCAAAUUGUGCAAAUGCAGAAACAGCGACGGGAAACUUACAUGCAAAAGCGUGCUGUGGUAUUGGGCGGCGAGGAAAAGAGUGCGCGCGACCUUAUGCAAAAGCUAAUGACUCUCCGGCAGGAAAAAAAUUCCAAGCGACAGGCGGCCAAGGAGGCGCAUCGCGCUGUUUACCGGAAGAAACUUGCUGAGAAUGCGGAGAAGCGCGAAGAGCGGGAGAAGCGAGAAAAACAGGAGUACUGGAGCAAGGAAGGCAAGAAGCGCAAGCCCGAGAGUGGGCCUGAUGGUGGCGCUAAGCGCCGGCGCUGA
Messenger RNA from Blumeria graminis f. sp. triticale, 3411 nucleotides. NCBI's taxonomy places the organism in Eukaryota, Fungi, Ascomycota, Leotiomycetes, Helotiales, Erysiphaceae. The record is from the annotation of a GenBank genome assembly.